GACCACGAGGUGCCUGCGGAGGGACUUCUGGUCCCCUCGGUCCUUCGCUCGGGUUCGGCUCCAGUGACGUGGUCCGCUCGUGUUGUCCCGGUGGAGGAGGAGGGGCCGGUCCCGGUGCCAAGUCCCUGACGGAAACUCCUCCCCCCGAGUGUGUGGGUGUGUGUGUGUGUGUGUGUGUGUGUGUGUGUGUGUGUGUGUGAGAGAGAGUGUGACAGACGGACUGUGGAGAGGACGCAGCACAGGCGACAUGACGGAGGAGAACAGGAAUGUGUCCGACACCGAGCCGCGCUCCGGGUCCGGGUCCGGGUCGUGGUCUGGGUCCGGGUCGUGGUCCGGGUCCGGGUCCGGGUCCGACCAACUCGUCUUCUUCGUCAACGGCAAGAAGAUUAUUGAGAAGAACGCAGAUCCUGAGACAACCCUGCUGACCUAUCUGAGGAGGACACUGGGUCUCACAGGAACUAAGCUGGGCUGUGCUGAGGGGGGCUGCGGCGCCUGUACCGUCAUGCUGUCCAGAUACCAAACACACAGUCAACAGCUGCUUCAUUACGCCGCCAACGCCUGUCUCGCCCCCCUGUGCUCCCUACACCUGGUCGCCGUGACGACCGUGGAGGGCAUCGGCAGCGUGGCCCGAAAAUUACAUCCUGUACAGGAGCGAAUAGCGAAGGCUCACGGUUCUCAGUGUGGCUUCUGUACUCCGGGGAUCGUCAUGUCCAUGUACGCUCUGCUGAGAAACAACCGCACACCCAAAAUGGCCGACGUGGAGGAGGCCUUCCAAGGGAAUCUGUGCCGCUGCACCGGAUACAGAGCGAUCCUGGAGGGAUACAAGAGCUUCACUGUGGAGGGGGGGUGCUGUGGUGGCAGAGGGCGGGGAAAGGGCUGCUGUAUGACCAAUGACAACGGAGCUGUGAGAACCUCAGAGGAAAACCAGGAAGAGGUCACGUCUCUGUUCGAUGCUGCAGACUUUGCACCUUUGGACCCGACACAGGAAGUGAUUUUCCCUCCUGAACUCAUGUCUCUCACUAAAGGUCAGAGGUCACCUUCACUGUGUUUCCGUGGCAACCGGACAGUGUGGCUGCAGCCCAACAGUCUGGAAGAGUUUCUGCAUCUGAAAUGGAAACAUCCCGACGCCCGAGUGGUCGUGGGAAACACUGAAGUGGGUAUCGAGGUGAAGUUUAAGAACAUGUUGUACGCGGUGGUCUUGGCUCCGGUCUUCGUCCCUGAGCUGAACGCUGUGACUCACACUGAGGACGGUAUUGUGUUUGGAGCAUCAUGUACUCUCAGCCACAUGGGGGCGGUACUGAGGCAGGCGGUGGAGACUCUUCCUCCUCAUCAGACCCAAGUCUUCCUCGCCGUCCUGGAGCAGCUGCGCUGGUUCGCUGGACAACAAAUACGCAACGUAGCUGCUGUCGGUGGAAACAUCAUGACGGCGAGCCCCAUCUCUGACCUCAACCCUGUCUUCAUGGCAGUGGGCUGCAAACUCACUGUGAUGGACAAAGUCGGAAGUCGCGUGGUUCAGAUGGACGACGGGUUCUUCACAGGUUACAGGAGGACGGUUCUGCGACCGCAGGAGAUCCUGGUCUCCAUAGAGAUCCCGUACAGUCAGAAGACUCAGUUCGUCUCCGCAUUCAAACAGUCACCUCGGCGUGAGGAUGACAUCAGCAUCGUCACCGCGGCGAUGAGUGUCACCUUCACUCCCGGGACUAACGUAAUCCAGGACCUGAGGCUGAGCUUUGGCGGCAUGGCGGCGACCACGGUGCUCGCAAAGCAGACGGCGAACAGGCUGCUGGGAAGGUGUUGGGAGGAGGAGCUUCUGCAUGAGGCCUGCUCCUCACUGGCUGAAGAGAUGACCCUCGACCUCUCUGUCCCGGGCGGCAUGGUGACGUACCGGCGAACUCUGACCCUCAGCCUCUUCUACAAGUUCUACCUGACGACGCUGCAGAAGCUGCGGCAGCAGGGGGUGGAUGUGGACCAGGUUCCUUCAGACUGUCGCAGCGCCACAGACGUUUACCUUCCUCCGACGCCGUCCAGCGCUCAGAUCUACCAGUCGGUGCCAGAGGGGCAGAGCCUGGACGACGUGGUCGGUCGUCCCAUGAUGCACCUGUCGGCCAUGAAGCAGGCGACGGGGGAGGCGGUUUACUGCGACGACGUGCCGCUGUUUGAGAACGAGCUCUACCUGUCGCUGGUCACCAGCAGCAAAGCUCACGCUCGCAUCAUCUCUAUAGAUACCUCAGCAGCGGAGCGUUCUCCUGGUGUCGUCUGCUUCCUGUUUGCUGAUGACAUUCCCGGCUCCAACGCCACCGGAGUCAUCCAGUACGACGAGACCGUCCUCGCUGACCGUCAGGUCACAUGUGUGGGUCACAUCAUCGGAGCCGUGGUGGCCGACACGCAGAUCCACGCUCAACGAGCCGCCAAGGUCGUCAAGGUCGAGUACGAGGAGCUGCAGCCGCUCGUCACCAUCCAGGAGGCCAUCGCCGCCCAGUCCUUCUAUCAGCCAAUCAGAACCCUCCAGAAGGGAGACCUGGAGGCAGGGUUCAAACAUGCCGACCACAUCCUGGAGGGUGAGAUCCACAUCGGAGGUCAGGAACAUUUCUACCUGGAGACAAACGUCACUCUGGCUGUUCCACGAGGAGAAGACGGAGAAAUGGAACUCUUCGUCUCCACUCAGUCUGCCACAAAAACACAGUCCCUGGUGGCGAAGGCGCUGGGCGUCCCUGCCAACCGGGUGGUUGUGCGGGUGAAGAGGAUGGGCGGGGGCUUCGGGGGGAAGGAGAGCAGGAGCACAGUGUUGUCCACUGUCGUCGCCGUGGCAGCAAACAAGCUGAAGAGGCCGGUGAGGUGCAUGUUGGACAGAGACGAGGACAUGUUGGUCACCGGAGGGAGACACCCCUUCUAUGGCAAAUACAAGGUGGGUUUCCUGACCAGCGGUCGGGUUGUGGCUCUGGACGUGUCGUACUUCUCCAACUGUGGGCACUCCCAGGACCUCUCUCUGUCGGUGUUGGAGCGCGCUCUGUUCCACAUGGAGAACUCGUACAGCGUGGAGAACAUCCGCGGCCGAGGCUUCUGCUGCCGCACCAACCUGCCGUCCAACACAGCGUUCAGGGGCUUCGGAGGGCCGCAGGGCAUGAUGGUUGCUGAGAGCUGGAUGACGGACGUGGCUCAGAGUCUAGGGAGGCCGGCGGAGGAGGUGCGUCGGUUGAACCUGUACAUGGAAGGCGACGUGACGCCGUACAACCAGGUCCUGGAUCAGGUGACUCUGCAGCGCUGCUGGGACGAGUGUCUGUCACGCUCCAACUACCAGCACCGCCGAGCCGCCAUCGACGUCUUCAACAGUCAGAACCGUUGGACCAAACGAGGCCUGGCCAUCAUCCCCACCAAGUUCGGUAUCAGCUUCACUGCCCUCUUCCUCAACCAGGCCGGAGCUCUGGUUCACAUCUACACCGACGGUUCUGUGUUGUUGACCCAUGGUGGGACGGAGAUGGGUCAGGGUCUCCACACCAAGAUGAUCCAGGUUGCCAGCAGGGUUCUGUGUAUCCCCUGUUCCAAGAUCCACAUCUCAGAGACCAGCACCAACACCGUCCCCAACACCAGCCCCACCGCCGCCUCCGCCUCCUCCGACCUCAAUGGAGCCGCCGUGCAGAACGCCUGCGAGCUCCUGGUGAGGCGCCUGCAGCCGUACAAGACCAAGAACCCUGAAGGAUCAUGGGAGGACUGGGUGAAAGCUGCGUACUUCGACCGGGUCAACCUCAGCGCCAACGGGUUUUACAAGACUCCCGACAUCGGUUACGACUUUGACACGAACUCCGGUCGAGCGUUCUGUUACUUCUCUUACGGAGUGGCCUGCUCGGAGGUGGAGGUCGACUGUCUCACUGGAGUUCACAAGAAUCUGAGCUCGACCGUCGUGAUGGACGUUGGUCACAGCCUCAACCCAGCCAUCGACAUCGGACAGGUGGAGGGGGGGUUCGUUCAGGGUCUGGGUCUCUUCACCCUGGAGCAGCUCCACUACUCCCCCCGGGGCGUCCUCCUCACUCGGGGUCCCGGCUCCUACAAGAUUCCGGCCUUCGGCGACAUUCCCACCGACUUCACCGUCUCUCUGCUGCGGGACGCCCCCAACGAAAAGGCCAUCUUCGCCUCCAAGGCCGUGGGCGAACCGCCGCUUUUCUUGGCAGCAUCGGUUUUCUACGCCAUCAAAGACGCCGUCACUGCUGCCCGGGCGGAGUCGGACAUCAGAGGACCGUUCAGACUGGACAGCCCCGCCUCCGCCGAGAGGAUCCGCAACGCCUGCAGCGACCACUUCAACCAGCUGUGUCGUUCUGCUGAACCAGGAAGUUUCACUCCCUGGUCUGUGCAGGUGUAACAGUCUCAUCCUGAUGAUGUCAUCCUGAUGACAGAACAAACACAACUAAUAUGAAUAUUAAUCAGUUCAGAUGAAAUACGAUGAAAUGUUAAAAAUGUUUCACAGAAAUAAAUCUAAGUUUGCUUCACAGUUUGAA
Scophthalmus maximus (turbot) is the source of this 4490-nucleotide messenger RNA. RefSeq names its product xanthine dehydrogenase (gene xdh). Gene Ontology annotation, molecular function: molybdopterin cofactor binding; molybdenum ion binding; 2 iron, 2 sulfur cluster binding. NCBI's taxonomy places the organism in Eukaryota, Metazoa, Chordata, Actinopteri, Pleuronectiformes, Scophthalmidae. The coding region runs from base 248 to 4354 and encodes 1368 amino acids. The record is from RefSeq and is a predicted model, not a curated record. The transcript has 35 exons.